This is a messenger RNA of Trichomycterus rosablanca, 2044 nucleotides long. It is a transcript of the gene cox15, whose product is annotated as cytochrome c oxidase assembly protein COX15 homolog. The record is from RefSeq and is a predicted model, not a curated record. Gene Ontology annotation, cellular component: mitochondrial inner membrane. NCBI's taxonomy places the organism in Eukaryota, Metazoa, Chordata, Actinopteri, Siluriformes, Trichomycteridae. Gene Ontology annotation, biological process: heme A biosynthetic process. Gene Ontology annotation, molecular function: oxidoreductase activity, acting on NAD(P)H, heme protein as acceptor. Bases 107 to 1321 code for a protein of 404 amino acids. The transcript has 9 exons.
AAGCGUGAAGCAGCAUGGCGCUUCCCUGCGAAUGUCAUCAGUGAGAGUUACACAUGUGUACAUGGAUGUGUUCUUUAUUAUUUUGGAUAGAUAAGAUACACUGACCAUGCUGCUGCCCACGCUAAGACAUGUAGUCCAGUGUGGCUAUAGAACUACAGGAAAAGGAUUUACACAGAAUCACGUCACACCUUUAAGACAAUGGCUGCUCCAGAGAGGCCAGAAUACAGCUGUUGCUCAGACUGGAUCUGCCAUGGGCUCAGUGACGGUUCCUAAUUCAGCAACAAACCGUAUCGUAGGACGCUGGCUGGUGGGCUGUAGUGGCCUCGUCCUGGGUGCUGUCGUUCUUGGAGGAGUAACCAGACUGACAGAAUCUGGACUCUCCAUGGUAGACUGGCACCUGGUGAAAGAGAUGAAGCCGCCUCGGACGCAGGCUGAGUGGGAGGCAGAAUUCUCCAAAUACCAGCAGUUUCCCGAGUUCAAAAUAAUGAACCAUGAUAUGACCCUGACCGAGUUUAAGUUUAUUUUCUACAUGGAGUGGGGGCAUCGGAUGUGGGGCAGGCUUGUGGGAUUAGCGUACAUCUUGCCCACUAUGUAUUUCUGGAAAAAAGGUUACUUUAACCGCUCAUUGAAGGGGAAAGUCGUCGGCCUGUGUGGCUUUGUUUUCUUUCAGGGACUUCUGGGCUGGUACAUGGUAAAAAGUGGACUGGAGGAGAAGCCAGACUCUUACGAUGUUCCCCGUGUUAGUCAGUACAGACUGGCGUCUCAUCUUGGUUCAGCUCUAGUGCUGUAUUGUGCCAGUCUGUGGACCGGUCUCACCCUCAUGUUCCCUGCAAAUAAGUUUCCUGACACCAAACAAAUUGUGCAGCUCAGAAGGUUCGCCAAGGGCACAGGAGCAUUGGUCUUCCUUACCGCUCUCUCAGGAGCUUUUGUAGCUGGCCUUGAUGCUGGAUUGGUGUACAAUUCGUUCCCAAAAAUGGGUGAUUACUGGAUCCCAGAUGAUCUACUCGCCUUCUCUCCAACCAUCAAGAACAUUUUUGAAAACCCCACAACAGUUCAGUUUGACCACCGCAUACUGGGCAUUAGCUCAUUAGCAGCCAUCACCGGCCUCUACUUGUUCUCCAGACGCAUGCUGCUGCCUAGAAGAGCAAAGAUCGCGAUCAGCUGUCUGACCGCCAUGGCUUACACUCAGGUGGCUCUUGGUAUCAGCACCUUGCUGAUGUAUGUACCCACAUCUAUGGCUGCCACUCACCAGUCUGGAUCAGUAGCGCUGCUCACUUUCGCCAUUUGGGUCCUUGCAGAGUUACGGAAGGUGGCUAAAUAGAUCAGCAGAGACUAUUAUUAUAUUAUACUAUUAGACUAUUGCAGAUCUAUAAUCUAUAUAUUAAGAUUGUUUCAGGGAUCUGCAGAGCUAAUUAGGGCACUUACUGUUGAGAUCUGAUCUGAAGAAUGAUGUAUGCAAUCUGCAAUAAUGAAAUAUUUCAUUGUGGUCUGAAAAUAAUAAUAAUUAAUAUGUCAUGACUUGAUAGUAAAGCUGCAUGGUUACUGUGACAUGAAUGAAUAAAUAAUACUCACCAUCAAGAAUUCUUGCUACACAGUUCUACAGUAGAAUCAAAUGGAAAAUAGGCCCUAUAUCAAGUUAUGUAUGAAUAAGUGCACUGGUUGAUAUUGUUUCCAGUAACAUAACAUAUAAUGUGGAAACAUUUGGACAACACAAACAAUUAUUAGAACAAUUUAAUCAGUGCAAGUACGUCUUAAGCAACAUCAUUUGAAAAGAGCAGAGCUUUGCUUAGCUUGUGAACAUUCCUCCCAAGAGUUAAGUUACAACACACUGCUCACAAAUGUAAACAUAUUGAUAAAUAAUUAGCAUUUUUUUACAUUAUGGUUGUGGGGGGGGAAGUAUUUACAGCUGUUGUUUACCUUGUUUGGUUAAGACUAAAGACUACACCAUGAACCUUUAACUUAUUGCUUCUGAUUUGUCUGUAUGCUUGGAUGUAAAGUAAAACAGUGUGGUGUCUUUAUAAAAUAAAAAUGGAUACUGACAUAA